AUGUUGGUGUUGCUUGGUGAAGUAGGUGGCGUUGAAGAAUACCGUGUGAUCGAGGCUGUCAAGUCUGGACAGAUCAAGAAGCCGAUCGUUGCAUGGGCCAUUGGAACCUGUGCCAAGAUGUUCACCACCGAGGUUCAAUUCGGGCAUGCGGGUUCGAUGGCCAACUCGGACUUGGAAACCGCCGAUGCCAAGAACAAGGCUAUGCGCGCUGCCGGUUUCAUCGUUCCGGACACAUUUGAAGAUCUUCCGGCGGCAUUGAAAAAAGUCUACACGGGUCUUGUCAAGGACGGCACCAUCAAGCCCAGCCCAGAGAGGGAUCCUCCAAACAUUCCUGUUGAUUAUAAGUGGGCGCAAGAGUUGGGAAUGGUCCGAAAACCCGCUGCAUUCAUCUCAACGAUUUCUGACGAGCGGGGCGCUGAGCUGUUAUAUGCUGGCAUGCCCAUCACUGAUGUUUUCAAGGAGGAGAUCGGUGUAGGAGGAGUCAUUUCAUUGCUCUGGUUCAAACGACGGUUGCCACCCUAUGCUUGCAAGUUCCUCGAGAUGUGCUUGCAACUCACCGCCGAUCAUGGACCGGCUGUAUCUGGAGCAAUGACGACCGUCAUUACCACACGUGCCGGCAAGGACUUGGUGAGCUCGCUGGUCGCCGGUUUAUUGACCAUUGGAGACCGAUUUGGUGGGGCCUUGGAUGGAGCUGCACGUGAAUUUUCCCGUGCCAAGGAUACCGGACUGACCCCACGAGAAUUCGUCGACUCGAUGCGACGAGCCAACAAAUUGAUUCCAGGGAUCGGCCACAAGAUCAAGUCGAAAGCCAAUCCAGACAUGCGAGUCGAAUUGGUCAAAGAUUUCGCCAAGAAGAACUUUCCCAGUGUCGAGAUGCUGGAUUAUGCUUUGGCAGUUGAAGAUGUGACGAGUUCGAAGAAAGACACCCUGAUCUUGAAUGUGGAUGGUUGUAUUGCUGUUUGCUUCUGUGAUCUGUUAAGGAAUUCGGGUGCUUUCAGCAGUGAGGAAGCUGAUGAAUACAUGCAGAUCGGUACCCUGAAUGCAUUAUUUGUCCUUGGCCGAAGUAUCGGAUUUAUCGGUCACCAUAUUGAUCAAAAGCGAUUGAAACAAGGCUUGUACCGAGCCGAGCAAAGCGACAUCUUCAUUGAGAUGGGCAACACUGGGAUCUCUGAUCGAGUGGUCGUCCGUCCCAGUUGA
Molecule: messenger RNA, 1197 nt
Organism: Puccinia graminis f. sp. tritici CRL 75-36-700-3
Lineage: Eukaryota; Fungi; Basidiomycota; Pucciniomycetes; Pucciniales; Pucciniaceae
Product: ATP citrate (Pro-S)-lyase
Exons: 3
Coding region: 1-1197 (398 amino acids)
Biological process (GO): tricarboxylic acid cycle; acetyl-CoA biosynthetic process; fatty acid biosynthetic process
Cellular component (GO): cytosol
Molecular function (GO): ATP citrate synthase activity
Source: RefSeq, a predicted model, not a curated record